ACCCUUUCGUUUCAGACGAAGCUAUCCCGAUUCGUGCCAGCGACUGUGCCCUAGCGUUUGAGCAAUGGCCUCACUGGACUCUGACGUCACCAUGGUCCCCGUCGGCGAGCCUUCCGGCAGCGCCGGUCCUUCCUCCUCCUCCUCCUCCUCCAAGAAGCCUAAGCGCUUUGAAAUCAAGAAGUGGAACGCUGUUGCCCUUUGGGCUUGGGAUAUUGUUGUUGAUAACUGUGCGAUCUGCCGGAACCAUAUUAUGGAUCUAUGCAUCGAGUGUCAAGCUAACCAAGCUAGUGCCACGAGCGAGGAAUGCACCGUAGCUUGGGGGGUUUGCAAUCAUGCAUUUCACUUCCACUGCAUCAGCCGAUGGCUCAAGACCCGUCAAGUGUGCCCGCUGGAUAACAGCGAAUGGGAGUUCCAGAAGUACGGCCAUUAGAGUCCGUUCUGUGGUUGUGCAGUUGGACCUUGUAUUCAACUUCUGCUUCAGUGAUGUGAAGAAAUUGCUAUCCAAGUCCUGGAUUUCUAUCCUCUAAAUCUAAGUUGUUUUUGUUAAUGCAACUAAGUUUUAAAAUUCUCAAGAAGCAUUUGGUUGUCUAACCCUGAAUUCAGAAUUGGACAUGCACCAGAGUGCAGUAUACGAAGUGUAGUAUGUUUAUUUGAACAUUAUGCAGCAAGCCAGAUUGUUUUCCAUGUUUGCUGAUUCCUCCUUUUUCUAAUUUGUUCCCCUUGUUGGAUGAACGUCUGUAUUGUUAUGUUAUUGCCUAUUUUAUUUCAUCUUGUUA
Messenger RNA from Vitis riparia (riverbank grape), 776 nucleotides. RefSeq names its product RING-box protein 1a. NCBI's taxonomy places the organism in Eukaryota, Viridiplantae, Streptophyta, Magnoliopsida, Vitales, Vitaceae. The record is from RefSeq and is a predicted model, not a curated record. Gene Ontology annotation, molecular function: zinc ion binding; ubiquitin protein ligase activity; cullin family protein binding. The coding region runs from base 65 to 430 and encodes 121 amino acids. The transcript has 5 exons. Gene Ontology annotation, cellular component: nucleus; cullin-RING ubiquitin ligase complex. Gene Ontology annotation, biological process: ubiquitin-dependent protein catabolic process; protein ubiquitination.